AUGGCAUACGGCUCUAUCGCUGCCCCGAAGCUCGCCGAGGAGCUGCCGGCUUUUUCCUACCCCCUGGCCGGCGGUGCAGAACUCACCACCCACGCUGUUCACGGCGAAGCCUCCGAGGAGGUCAUGCGGUAUUUCCACAAGAUCUUUGAAGCGGAGCUAGAAGAAGGCAGGACUUAUCCACAAGAAGGACCCAUGGGGUACGAGGCGUACAAAGCGUACUUCUUCUCCUCGACAACUAUCAUCGGGGUUGUACACUCGACACCCCUCGAGAAGGCUCCUCAGUCACUGGAAGAAGCGACGGCAGGUCGCAGUGUCGAGGAAGCCAUCGGUGGAUGCAACUACAUAAAGCCGAACUAUCCAGGAAGAUCAAGCCAUAACUGUAACUCCGGCUUCUUGGUCCCGCCUGUGCAAAGAGGCAAGAAGAUUGGUGGAGCCCUGGCGAAGGCCUUCCUGGAGUAUGCACCUCGCCUAGGAUACCGUGCGAGCGUCUUCAAUCUUGUCUAUGAGAACAACAUCGCCAGUCUCAAGCUCUGGGAUGCACUCGGCUUCAAGCGGGUUGGGCUUAUCCCUGGUGCUGGACGUCUGCGGACCAAGGACGGCAAGGGCGAGGAGUACGUGGACGCCGUGGUCAUACACAAGAGCUUCGUAUGA
This is a messenger RNA of Dioszegia hungarica, 651 nucleotides long. RefSeq lists its product as uncharacterized. The record is from RefSeq and is a predicted model, not a curated record. The transcript has 5 exons. Lineage: Eukaryota; Fungi; Basidiomycota; Tremellomycetes; Tremellales; Bulleribasidiaceae. The coding region runs from base 1 to 651 and encodes 216 amino acids. Gene Ontology annotation, molecular function: acyltransferase activity, transferring groups other than amino-acyl groups.